GGUAUUUUAUGUUCCUAGAUCAAGUAGUCUUGACUUUUCUCAUGAUGAAGAUAACCUUCCCAUUAGCGCUGCUCCUUCAAAUUCUAUUCCUGUCUGCCGUAUUUCAACUCAUCAAUGGACAAGGGGGAUCCUGUGAACAGACGUCGAACACGACCCGAUCUCAAAUCUGCCUGACAGGAGUGUGUGAUCUUCAGUGCGGAAAUACUGCGGACUAUUCUCAAUGUGACCAGGUUUGCGUGGUGGAACCUUGCUCAAAUAUCAGCUGCAACUCUUCAAGUUGUUAUCAGCGAUGCCUGUCAGGAAAGUGUAAUUCAGUUGAAUGUUCCGGCGACGAUUGCACCCAGACUUGCCUCAGAAACUGCUCCCUGGUGAACUGCACUGCAACAUCGAAGUGUACUCAACACUGCGAGAAGGGAAACUGUGGCUUACUCGCCAGCGGUGCAGACGUAGUUCAAAAUUGCGCCGAGAAUUGCUCACAUGUGGAAUGUAAGGCUGACAACUGCAAGCAAGGCUGCGAGGGGGAGGGGUGUGGACUCGAGUGCUCCAAAGGUACCAAGGACUGUACACAGAGUUGCAAAGGGCCUUGCAAAAUUCAGUGCGAAGCUUCAAAGUGUGAAAGUAAUUGCAUAGGAGGCAGCUGCAACUUGGAGUGCAUGAACAGCGACUCCGAAUCUUGUCAACAAACCUGCGCGCAAGGAGCCUGCGAUAUCAAGUGCACAGCGAAAGAAUGCAAAAGUGAAUGCUUGGGAGGCAAUUGCGCCAAUUUCAAUUGUACUACUGACCAAGGUGACUGCAGCCAGGUCUGCGAAAAAAACUGCACCAACAUGAGAUGCAAGGCAAAGGAGUGUCAACAGACCUGCACAAAGGGACAUUGCAAAAUGCAUUGUGAGACGGGUUCAGACAUGUGUGUUAUGUCCUGUCCUGGUGGAAAUUGCUUGUUGGAUUGCAAUGGAAGCAAGUGUAAACGCGACUGUAAAGGAGGCCAUUGCGAGGAAACCGGAACAGGUGUGGAAGUAAAGGACCCUAAAGCUGACGCAAAAGGAUUGGUCGUCACGUAUUUGUCUUUCCUACUGCCUGUGAUGUCAGCAUAUGUCCUGUCUGGCCAUUAAUUCUGACAGUCCUGGAUAAAAACUUCGACCGAGAGUGAUACUUGUUAUGCGAGCACCAUACUUAAUGGCUCGGUUGUUUUUCAUUGAAAAUUUUAGUUUUUGCACAGGGUUAGGAAUUUAAUAACAUUGUGUCAACUAAACUGUAAGUUGUAUUAGUUGAAGUUGUAUUAGUUGUAUUAGCAAAUGCUGCUGUUUUCGCUGAUUUAAAACAGGGCCUUACUCGGCAACCUACGUGUAGCCGUACCCUCCUCCUCAAAGUGAAACCUUGCGGGGGGAGAGUACGGCGUUGAGGUAAUUUUAAAGAAACGUAAUCGCUUUUGUAACCACUGUGUUUCUGACACUGCUAUACGCCUAAGGCUAAGAAUGAGUAGUUGAAUUAUUAUCCCAUCAUAAUAAAAGUUGACAAUAUUUCUAACGCAUCCCGUGAAAAGCUUUUACAUAGUUAUGAGAGUAUAAUCCUCUCUACGGAUCCUAGGUAAUGCAUAUGUUGAUUAGAUAUUUUAGAAGAUGUAAUCGUUCCCGUUUGUAAGGCAAAAUAAUGAAUAAAAUUCAUCAAUUUAAGCAUUCA
Molecule: messenger RNA, 1677 nt
Organism: Pocillopora damicornis (cauliflower coral)
Lineage: Eukaryota; Metazoa; Cnidaria; Anthozoa; Scleractinia; Pocilloporidae
Source: RefSeq, a predicted model, not a curated record